This is a messenger RNA of Puccinia graminis f. sp. tritici CRL 75-36-700-3, 537 nucleotides long. RefSeq lists its product as uncharacterized. NCBI's taxonomy places the organism in Eukaryota, Fungi, Basidiomycota, Pucciniomycetes, Pucciniales, Pucciniaceae. Bases 1 to 537 code for a protein of 178 amino acids. Gene Ontology annotation, molecular function: ATP hydrolysis activity; ATP binding. Gene Ontology annotation, biological process: endosomal transport; vacuole organization. The record is from RefSeq and is a predicted model, not a curated record. The transcript is spliced from 5 exons.
AUGAUGAACGAGUGGGACAGAUCAGCUCUUCAUGAAAGUGGAAAUGACGCGGACGCUGAAAAACUACGAGGAGGUCUUCCAGACGAGAUCGUGGUCGAGACACCCAUCGUUACGUACGGUGAUAUAGCAGGAUUGAAGAAGGCGAAAGACAGCCUCAAGACUGCGGUUUUCAGAUGCCAGCCGACUCUUUUGUACGGUACUGCAGGACCAGGCAUGAGGUGUUUAACCCAAGCGGCAGCCGCAGAAAGCAGAAAUACAUUCUUCUCAGUUAGUUGUAGUGAUCUGCUUAGCAAACCUAUCGACGAAAGUGAACGCUUGCUCAAACAGCUAUUCAAAGUGGCUCAAGAAAACAAGCUGGCAAUCAUUUAUAUCAAUGGAGUUGAUCUCCUGUGUGGCACGAGUGAAGUGGGAGACUCCGAGCCUGCUCGUAGGAUCAGGACUGAAUUGACUUUCCAAAUGGACCCAGCUAAUGUCAUACCUCCGGUGGUUAAUACCUGGCAUAAAAGUCGGCUAGGGAAUAGUAUCCUUGGCGCUUAG